AUGGAGGGUGACAAUGUGAAAGAAGAAGCUCCUCAAGCUAAUCAAGCUCUGAUUAAUCUUUCGGCUAUAUCGGAUGUGGAGGUUAGGUCGGCUUUUCAAAUGUUGGUCCAAGCUUUGAAGACUCAAGCUCAAGCGGUGACGGCUUAUGCCAAUAGAGAUGUUGUGACUCAUGUGAAUCCUAAUGUGAAUUCGGCUACUUCAAGGGUUAGGAAUUUUGCUAGAAUGAACCCUCCCGAAUUUCAUGGCUCCAAACUGGAAGAGAAUCCUCAAGAAUUUUUGGAAGAGGUUUAUAAAAUACUUGCUAUUAUGGGGGUGACUUCGGUAGAGAAAGCGGAGUUGGCCACUUACCAAUUGAAAAGUGUUGCACAAGAAGAGAAACUCAAGAAAAAUAAUAGGGAGGUGAAAAGAGCUAGGACCGGUGAUGGGAACUUCUCCAAUGCUAGGUCUGGUGGACAAGGUCGACCAAGGUUUAAACAAAGGUUUUCCAACCAAGGCUCCUUUAGUACUUCCCCAAGGGUCAACAAGGAUAGGGUGUCUAACCCUAAACCUCAAGGAGGUAAUAGUGGUGGUUCUUAUGUGGCUAGGCCCAAUUGUGCAAAAUGUGGAAGAAAACAUGAUGGUAAGUGCUUAGUUGGCUCGGACGAUUGCUAUGGUUGUGGAAAGAGUGGCUACACGAUGAGAGAUUUCCCGAUGCUCAUGGCCAAGGGGAGAGAAGGCAAACAAGCUCCUCCAAGCGGUUCAAACUCCAAUGCCUCAAAGCAAAACCAUUUUUAUGCUCUUCAAUCCCGAGGUGACCAAGAGAGCUCUUCGAAUGUUGUGACCGUAAUGGUGAGGGAUGUUGAAUCUGAAACCCCUUCUCUAGAGUCGGUUCUGGUAGUAAAUAAGUUCCCGAAUGUUUUCCCUGAUGAUUUGCCCGGUAUUCCUCCCAAGCGGAAAAUAGAUUUUGGUAUUGACCUUCUUCCGGACGCAACCUAUCUCAAUUCUUCCUUAUAG
Solanum verrucosum is the source of this 993-nucleotide messenger RNA. RefSeq lists its product as uncharacterized. The record is from RefSeq and is a predicted model, not a curated record. The transcript has 3 exons. The coding region runs from base 1 to 993 and encodes 330 amino acids. NCBI's taxonomy places the organism in Eukaryota, Viridiplantae, Streptophyta, Magnoliopsida, Solanales, Solanaceae.